Molecule: messenger RNA, 2358 nt
Organism: Brassica rapa (field mustard)
Lineage: Eukaryota; Viridiplantae; Streptophyta; Magnoliopsida; Brassicales; Brassicaceae
Product: cystathionine beta-lyase, chloroplastic
Biological process (GO): transsulfuration; 'de novo' L-methionine biosynthetic process
Cellular component (GO): cytoplasm
Molecular function (GO): cysteine-S-conjugate beta-lyase activity; pyridoxal phosphate binding
Source: RefSeq, a predicted model, not a curated record
AUUAUAUGAUUUUAAAACCGAACUGGUGAAUAUAUACUAGACAUAUUGUACAUUUAUAUUUCGAUAAAAACAUAUAUUUUAUAACAUGUUUAUAUAUUAGAUUUGAACACUACCUUGUGAAUAGAGUUUGCUGUGAUUUUCUUUAAAAUUUUGAUCCUUAAAUAUGUAUCUGGAGUGAAAUUAAUUUUUACAGAUAUCUAUCUUUUUAAAUUGACACUUAUGUAAUUAACUAAAUUCAUAGAAAAAGUUUAAAAAUAAAAAUAAAACUUAUAUGAGUGAAACAAAAACGAAAACAAAAAUACAAUUUUAUAGAAGUAGAAAAUGAAAUCACUUAUGGGGAUUCAAUUGUAAGCAAAUCGAGAGCAGACUUAAUCCCCUUUCGUUGUUUUACAAUUGAUUUGUCUAUCUGGUUUUGGUGAUUUGUGUCAGCCGCAAAAUUUAAUUUUUUCGUGCAUAUAAAAUCUAAAAAAUAAUUAAAAUUAGUUGUAAUACGUUUACUUUUCAACAAUAAAGAUUAACAUUUGUAUUCGUCAUUUUACAAUCGAUAAAAAUUAUAGUAUUGUAAAAUGUUAAACCAUUUAAUAAACAUAUAUUAGUAUAAAACUCAUCCCACGUAUGUGCGCACAGUUAUCAUCUAGUUGAAAUCCUCAUGUCCAUCAACUCAGAUUCAGAAGGCCCCAAUCCAGAUAUGAUCACUCAUUAUUUAGUCAAAAUCUAGAUAACAAUCCUUAAUCCAUAAAUCCCACAAUUGGUUCACAUCUCCAACACAAGCUUCCAAACUACUUGGGAGAAGAAGCAGAUCUCGAGUAAGAGCCUGUUCAAGCUAAGCUGCGUGAUGGAGAAAAGUAUAGCUAACAGUACCACACCAUAUUGCUUAAAUGCUAUUGAUAUCAAAGAAGAGGCUAGCGUCGCUACGUUACUGAUGAACAUGGAAAAUGAAUUUGAUCCCUUUGACGCUCUGAGUACUCCGCUUUACCAGACGGCUACAUUUAAGCAGCCUUCUGCUAUUGAAAAUGGUCCUUAUGACUACACAAGAAGUGGGAAUCCUACACGGGAUGCGUUGCAAAGUCUUCUUGCGAAGCUUGAUAAGGCAGAUAGAGCAUUUUGCUUUACUAGUGGAAUGGCUGCUCUUACUGCUGUUACCCACCUUCUCAAAACUGGCGACGAGAUUGUUGCUGGUGAUGAUGUAUACGGUGGCUCAGACAGAUUACUAUCUCAAGUAGUCCCAAGAUCUGGUGUUGUGGUAAAACGAGUAAACACAACUAGUUUAGACGAGGUUGCUGCUGCUAUUGGUCCCAGGACAAAACUUGUGUGGCUUGAGUCUCCAACUAACCCCAGACAACAAAUAUCUGAUAUACGAAAAAUAGCUGAGAUGGCUCAUGCUCAAGGUGCACUUAUGUUGGUGGACAACAGCAUUAUGUCACCGGUGCUCUCUCGCCCAUUAGAACUUGGAGCUGAUAUCGUUAUGCACUCGGCUACUAAGUUUAUAGCUGGACACAGCGAUGUGAUGGCGGGUGUGCUUGCUGUAAAAGGCGAAAAGUGUGUGUUUCUUCUACUUGUCUUUUCCACUAUCAAGUGUUUGAGAUCCUAUUACUAUUACAUUUGUAUUCUUAAAAUUUCCAGAUUGGCAAAGGAGUUGUACUUUCUCCAAAACUCUGAAGGUUCUGGUUUAGCUCCUUUCGACUGUUGGAUUUGCCUGCGAGGUAUCAAGACAAUGGCUUUACGUAUAGAAAAGCAACAGGAAAACGCAAGGAAAAUCGCAAUGUACUUGUCUUCUCAUCCAAGAGUGAAGAAAGUGUACUAUGCUGGUCUACCAGAUCAUCCUGGUCACCAUCUCCACUUCUCUCAGGCAAAAGGUGCAGGGUCCGUUUUUAGCUUUAUAACAGGAUCGGUUGCGCUAUCUAAGCAUCUUGUAGAAACCACCAAAUACUUCAGCAUUGCUGUCAGUUUUGGGAGUGUUAAGUCACUUAUAAGCAUGCCGUGCUUCAUGUCACAUGCAAGCAUACCUGCUGAAGUACGCGAGGCCAGAGGCUUGACUGAAGAUCUUGUCCGAAUCUCUGCAGGCAUUGAAGAUGCUGAUGAUUUGAUCUCUGAUCUUGAUAUCGCCUUCAGAACCGGUCCCAUCUAGCUCCCCUUCUAGUCUCAGUUUUUUUUUUUGUAUCUUGGAAGAAUCUGUGUAAGUAACCAUAAAACAUAAUUUGGUGUUUGAGAACACAUCAAACCAAUAAACUCGUUUUUGUUGGAUUUGUUCUGUUGCUUAUUUGGGGUUACAUCUGUAAUCCAAGUUUGUAAUAGACCUUCAAAUCCAACAUAAGCAGUAAAAACAUGUAUUGAAGUAUAGAUCUUUCUUCAAAGUAA